Molecule: messenger RNA, 6543 nt
Organism: Mytilus trossulus (common blue mussel)
Lineage: Eukaryota; Metazoa; Mollusca; Bivalvia; Mytilida; Mytilidae
Product: rab GTPase-activating protein 1-like
Exons: 24
Coding region: 222-3332 (1036 amino acids)
Source: RefSeq, a predicted model, not a curated record
GUUAAUGAAAAUCUAAAAAUCCAGACUAAGUCAGUUUAACAGUUGAUAAAAGACUUUAAAAAACCCAACUAUAUUUGACAGCCAGUUGAAAGUUCUGUUAUUCCUAUACAAUAUUGAGAAAUUAGCUAAAAAAGUUAUGCCUUAACUGAUUUAUGAGAAAAAAACAAGUGUUUUUUUACAGUCCAGAUUGGUAAUAAUCUGUUAAUAAUGUCUGUGUGACAAUGGAAGACACUGUCAGUCGGAGCUCUCUAGAUUCUUCUUCUACUGGUGAUGAAUAUGUUGUGGUCAAUGGGGAACCAAAGCUGAGGAUAACUGGAGAUAUACGAGAUAUAAAUGAUGAAAUCCUUGACAGAAUGGCUUCAUCAUCAACACUAACCUCAACAGAUUCUUUGAAUAAGGAACCAGAGAAUGAUUUUAAUGAGCAUCAUGCAAUACAAAGCAGCCAAUCAGUGGAUGAAUUGUCAUCAAAGCUACAGCAACAAAAUGCAGCAAGAGAGAGAUCAGUUUCACUUCCUGCAACCUCUCUGGAGGAAACUGACACAGUGUUCAAUGGAGUUACUUACCUUGGAUGUGCUCUUGUCAAUGCUCCAAGGAGUGAGGUAGAAAUCUACAGGAACAUGGCCAUAUUAAACGAACAAACACAGAUGGUGAUACCUAUCAUUCUGUCCGUGCCAAAUACAUCGAUAGGGAAUAUCAGACAGGAUAAAUUGGUUCGGUUAAUUGAUCCAACAAAUGAUUCAGAAAUAGCAAACUACAAAAUCCAUCGUAUUCUGUUCUGUGCUCGAGGACCUAAUGAAAGUAAUGAAAAGAAAUGUUUUGCUUUCACCUGUAGUCAUGGUGAUUCUGCUGACAAUGCAAUAUUCCAGUGUCAUGUGUUUAGAUGUGAAAUACAAGAAGCUGUAGGGAAAAUUUUAUAUUGCUUUGCCACAACAUUUAGAAAAGUUCCAAAAGAAAUGAAAGAGUCCAAAAUUAUGUUGGAUGAAGAAUUUGUAUCGACAUUUUCUGUCUCAUUAGAAUUCAAAGAGGAUGAUGGGAAGAAUAAUCUUACGACUUGUCCAAAGGAUAAAAAUAUCUUCAAAUUUAGGAGUAACUAUGAAAAGAAAAUUGUCAUCAAUGUCUCACAGACAGGAGAUACAGAACUUAUGAUCGAAAGGUGUUUUGGUUUGUUGAUAUCUCCUGGAAGAAACGUUAAACAUGCUGACAUGCAACUGAUUGAAAUGAAAUCCAUGGGAUAUACGGAUGGUAAGAAUUACUUGGUAUCAGGGAGUUGGGAUCCAACAGAAGAAUGUUUCCUGGUACUUAAUACAGAGACACCUAAAGAUACCAGAGUAUUCCUGACAGUGGCUGUAGAUUUAGUGAUCCAUGGAAUCCAGGAACCAGUUAGAUUUGCUAUAGAAACCAAAGCCAAGAUCUUCCCAAUGACUGAAAGGUUCUGGAAUUUUACAAAACGUCCUCAUCAAGAACUUUUUCACAUCAACUUAAAACAGUCUGAUGAUGGAAUGUUUGACGUGGUCAGUGUAAACAGCCAAACACAAAUAGAUAGACAGAAAGCUGGAAUGAGUUUACAGGGUCUAAACACAACCAGACAAAAGAUCCCUGACGAUAUAACAACUCCACAGGACCCUGAGGAAGAAUCAGAUGGAGAUGAGCCACUUUUAAGUGGAUAUGGUUUUGUUAGUAAAGAGAUCACAGAUGAAGAUCUGUUGCAAGCGUGGCAUGAAGUUCUGAAGAAGUGGCAUCAAAAUUUAACACAGAAACCUAAACAAGUUCAUCAUUUAGUGAAGAAAGGCAUUCCAGAAGCACUCCGUGGAGAAGUAUGGCAACUUCUGGCUGGUUGUCAUGACAACUCAGAUCUCUUGGAGGCUUACAGAGUAUUGAUAACUAAGGAUUCCCCCAAUGAAGAUGUGAUACAAAGAGAUAUAAAUAGAACAUUCCCAGCACAUGAUUUCUUCAAAGAAACAGGAGGACUGGGACAGGAUUCUUUAUACAGAAUAAGUAAGGCAUAUUCCGUGUAUGAUGAAGAAAUAGGAUAUGUUCAAGGCAUUUCCUUUGUAGCUGCUUCCUUACUGCUUCAUAUGCCAGAAGAGCAGGCCUUCUCAGUGUUGAUAAAGAUUUGUUUUGAUUAUAAAGUAAGAGAGCUGUUUAAACCAGGGUUUGAAGAUCUACAUUUAAAGUUUUACCAGCUCGAAAGACUGAUGGAGGAUCAUAUUCCCGACUUAUUUGAACAUUUUACAGAGAUGGGUUUAGAAAUUCAUAUGUUUGCAUCACAGUGGUUCCUAACGCUGUUUACUGCCAAGUUUCCUCUUCACUUGGUAUUCCAUAUAUUGGACAUGUUUCUGUCAGAGGGCAGCACAUUUCUGAUGGGUGUGGCAGUGGCAUUAUUAAAGUGUUCUAGAAAAGACUUAUUAGCACUAGACUUUGAAGGUAUACUGAAAUUCUUCAGAGUGAGCUUACCAAAGAAAUAUAGAGGGGACACCGCUGCCAAAGAAUUAAUUCAGGCCUCUAUCAAUGCAAAGGUAAAAACCAACAAGUUAAAAAAAUAUGAAAAAGAAUAUUUAGCAAUGAAGGAGCAGUUACUACAGCAAGAAAAUCCAGUGGAAAAAUUUGAGAGAGAAAACCAGAGAUUACUGGACGCUAACAUGAGGCUGGAACAAGAAAAUGAUGAUUUAGCACAUGAAAUGGUGGAAAGUAAGCUGAAACUGGGAAGUGAAUUAGACAAGCCAGAAAUUGAGAAAGACCCACUAGAGCAGUAUAAAGACCAAUGUGAAGAACUGUCUAGUGAGCUAGUCGUGACUAAAAAAUUACUCAAAGAUAUCCAAGAGGAAAAACAGAGAUUAGAAGUAGAGUCGUCACAGGUUAAAGAAAUGUGUAGAAGGGAACUGGAAAAAUCUGAGGCUGAUGGUAAAAGGAAUGCUGUAAUAAUUGCUGAUUAUAAACAGAUUUGUUCUCAGUUAAGUGAAAGACUUGAAAAACAACAAACAGCAAAUAAAGAAGAAAUAGGAAGAAUUAAGGGACAAGUGAAGUCCUGUGACAACUGUUCAAAGAUGUUUAAAGAUGACGGAAAGAUACAACUUCCUGAACCAAAGGUUGAUCCUGAUUCUCUGAACCCUAAAUAUCUAGACCUCCAUGCACAGAUUAGAGAGCUUGAACUCGAACUAGCUCAAACAAAGUUAGCUUUAGUAGAAAGUGAAUGUAAAACACAAGACUUGACACAUCAAUUAAACUCUACUAUAACUGAAUUACAAUCUUCUAAAAACACUUGGUUCCAAAAGACUAUCAACUCUCUUAAAGAGGUGACAAAUCAUAAUACAAAGAAGGAUCCAAAAGACUAAUGUUCAGGAAUUACAAUCAUUUAAAAAACACUCGGGUUCAAAUGACUAUCAACUCUAUAGAGGAGGUGACAAAUCAUACAAGGAAGGACAUAAGGUUACUUUAGUGAAUUACAAUAAGUUUUAGGAACUUGGCAACAAAAGACUAUCAAUUCUGUGAAGGAGGUGACAUAUAAGGACAGAACUAAACAACUAGUUACGUUAAAAAUUUUAUUUUGAAAAAGAAAAAUGGAUGGAUAUGUUUCAGUUGUUUUAUUUGUGGAUGAAAGAUUUUUGUAUUUAUGAGUUGAAUCUAUAUCAGAGCAACAGUGGAUGUAGAAUGUGUGGUUUUAUGAAUUUGUUUAAGUUUUGUUUUUGUUUUGAAUGUUUAAGGCUGUGAAACUAGUUGUUGAGGGAUUUCAGAUGUAUUUAUUUUGUAAGUGUGAGCUGAGUAUUUUAUAUAAUUGCUGAUUACCCAAUGUUCCCAUUGAAGAAAACAUUUUGUGUAAAACACAAACAAAGAGGAAAAAAUAGACAAAUUAUACCUGUUUUACUGUCAGGUGAUCAGUAAUUGGAGAGGGGGGAAUCUGACAUUUUUUACUCUUAACCAAUUUGGUUUUGUAGGGAACAAAUCUGACAUUUAUACUGUUCUUUCCAAAAUGAAAAAAUAAAUUUGGGAAGACACAUAAAAAAAACAUUGGCUUUUUGUGUUUAUAUCCUGUCAUUCCAUAUAGACCUAGAGCUUAACUUAGAAAUCCUCUAAUGUCAGGGUACCAAAUUUGCUGAUAUUUGAGUUUUUUCACCUCCAAUUAUUUAAGAAUUAGACAAAAGUUUUUGUUUUGAAUUUUUUUGUAGAUGUAUCCUUAGUUACUACAUACUUUCAAUUUUGAUUUUGAAUCUAUAUUGAUCAUAGAAAAUGGAUUUGACCCAUCAUCCAAACGGUCUAAGAUUCUGUAUUGAUGAGUAGAUUUUACUUUUUUCAGUGGAGAAGUUUAUGCUUAAUAGGUACAAUUUAGAAGUCAUUUUAUGCAGAAAGCUUAAAAUAUAAUCUGAUUUUAGUUGGUCCAAGCUUGCUUUAAUUUGUUUGUGAGGAAAUAACUGAAAUUGUAAUGACUGGAAGAUGAUACCAAAGACAUACAGAUUUUAUAACCCUUCUCAAUUUAUUACCUCUGGAAGUCCUUGCAGAUUAGCUACUGCUUUAAUAUGCAUUGUUUAUUUUGAGGGCAUUGAACAUUUUGAUUUGAAUGUUUUCCUUUCCUUUCAUUUGUAUACAGAUAUUUAUAGAUGACAGGGUUGAUUUACAAUGUUGAAUGCAUUUAACAUUAAGGAAUAGUUUAAUUGGUUAUAACUUUUGUUUUAUUUUAUGAUCUUAUUUAAAUAUAUGAUAUGGCCGUGAUCAACUUUUCAAAAUGACUGUUUCAAGGGAAUAAUUUUAGGACUGUUGGAUGGCUAUUAAAUUGUAUAAUCUGAUUGGUUUAUGACCUAAUUGUUCAACUCUAUAUGCAUGGGAAUCAUAUUAUUUUGGGUUUUUUUUCUGAUAAAAAGAAAACGAAUCAGUUUAAUACAGCUGUUUUCCUUGAUACUCAUACUUUAUUUGUUUCCUUUUACUCCUGGCUUCAGGUCACAGUUUGUUGUUAUAUUUUACAGCCGAUUUCAUUGAGUGUGUAGCUAAAGGUAAAAUCUUUGGUUAGCUUGCUUGCUAGCUGAGCAGUGAAGUCAUUAUUAGUUAAGAUGGUAAGGUAUACUACACUCCUUUCAAAGUAGCCUAGUCCUAUAGACAGGUAGAUUGGUUUUCUGUCGGAUUAGUCUAUUCUUAAAGAGGGUAGUUUACCUAACCUAAUAAUGACUUCACAGUUUAGCUAGCCAGCAAGCUAACUAGAAAUAUUACCUUUAGCUACACACUCAAUGAAAUUGGCUGUAACAGUUACUAGAAAGUAUGUUAAUUAUCAAGUUUCUUCAUACCUCCCAAAUCCAUUUUAAAGGAAUAUCCCUCAUGAAUUGUUAACAAGUUUGUUUUACACAUGGUCAAGUUUUGUAUGUAAGAAGCAAACAACUGUAUGAGUUUGUGGUAAAUGGUAAAUUUUUAAUUCUAGUCAUUUUUUAUCACAAUGGAGUGAUACAUGUUGUAUAUAGUUUUGUUAUACGAAUCAUUUUGGCAUACUUUUGUGAUAUAUUUCAAUUUCAUACAGAAUUAUUUAUUCCAUCCAUUUGGCAUUUUAAUCAUUUAAGACACAUUUUUACCCACCUAACCAAGUCUUAGCAUUUUAAUGAGGUAUUAAGUUCAUGGGCUUUAACAGUAUUGCCAAGUUCCAUUUUAUUUUUCUGGCAGAAGAAUCAAUAUCUUGUGAUAUUUAUGUAAUAAAGAUAGCAAUGCUUUUAAAAAAUGAAAGCACUAUUGUGCAAUUAAUAUUUUUCCAUCUCUGCUGCAUAAUUUAGAAAUAAAAUAAGACAGGUUUCAAAGAAAUGGGUAGUGUAAUUGCCACAUUUACACACUAAGAUUUUUUUUUUAAAUACAUAAUUUUAACAUGUUUACCGGUUUAGUUUUAUUUUUUCGGUUAAGAAUAUGCUACUUAAAAAGAUCAACAAAAAAUGAUUAACAUAAAGACUUUAAUUUUUUUUACAAUAAUUUCAUUUGUUGAAAAAAGGUGGUCUUGAUCUUGUUACCAGUUUACUAAAGAUAAUUCAACCCUAAAAUGCUUUCUGAGGUUUAUUGAAAUAGCUUUUCUCAGGUUACCUACUACACACUUUAAAAUGAAUUAACCAAUAUGGUAAUCAUCAGGAAAUGAUGUUCUGAACAAAACACAACAAAACAGAACUUUUCAAGAUUUAUCAUCUUAAUUUGUUCCAGCCAGUUAUUCCACUUGUAAUUUUAGUUUCUGCAUUUUUUUGCUGCUGAGUAUACUCUAUACUGCCAUAGAUAUUUGAUGAUCUGCUGAUCAUUAUUUAUACAGCUGUCAUUGUUAAAGACAGUAAUUUUAAUGAAAUAUCAAUUCUUCAUGUCUAGGGUCAAUUCAAUGGUAGUCAUAUUAUAAAUGAAUUCCAAGAGUUGGUCAUGUUUGUAUACUGUACUUAUUAACCAAUAGGGUUUCAAAACCAGUCUCAUUAUAAACAGCAAACAAUGUGCAAUUUAGUGCUAAAAUACGAUAUUGAUAUUUAGCUUUUUUAUUGUUGUACAGUGUAAAAUAAUAAUAUUACAAAAAAAUCCAAUAAAUUCCAGAUAUUUAUCAAACAGUUA